Molecule: messenger RNA, 3492 nt
Organism: Haemorhous mexicanus (house finch)
Lineage: Eukaryota; Metazoa; Chordata; Aves; Passeriformes; Fringillidae
Gene: VPS28
Product: VPS28 subunit of ESCRT-I
Exons: 7
Coding region: 152-787 (211 amino acids)
Biological process (GO): protein transport to vacuole involved in ubiquitin-dependent protein catabolic process via the multivesicular body sorting pathway
Cellular component (GO): ESCRT I complex
Molecular function (GO): protein-containing complex binding
Source: RefSeq, a predicted model, not a curated record
GGUGAGUGUGUACGGAAAGAAGCGGAAGCGCAGCGGAGCCACCGGGACCGGACCGGGCUCAUCGGGAUCGGAAUUGUCGGGAUUGUCGGGAUUACCGGAAUCGUUAUCGGGAUCGAAGAGGGGGCCCAGAGCCCUCCAGGCUCAGCCGGGGAUGUUCCACGGCAUCGCGGGCCCGGCCGGGAUGGGCGCGCCCGGGAAUAAACCGGAGCUUUAUGAGGAGGUGAAGCUCUACAAGAACGCCCGGGAACGGGAGAAGUACGACAACAUGGCCGAGCUGUUUGCGGUGGUGAAGACGCUGCAGGCUCUGGAGAAGGCGUACAUCAAGGACUGCGUCACCCCCAACGAGUACACGGCGGCGUGCUCGCGGCUGCUGGUGCAGUUCAAGGCGGCGCUCAAGCAGGUGCAGGGCGGGGAGAUCGGCAACAUCGACGACUUCUGCCGCAAAUUCCGGGUGGGAAUUCCGGAAUUUUGGGAAUGUUGGGAAUUUUGGGAAUUUGGGGUGGGAUUUUGGGGGGUUUGGGGUGAAAUUUGGCCCAAAAUUCCCCCAAAAUUCCUAAAUGAUUUGGGGGAUUCUCAGAUCCACCCGGAGCUGCGGGAGCUGCUGGAGACGAUGAGCAGGAUGAGCUCGCUGCCCCCCGACUUCGAGGGACGCCAGAAGGUGCAGCAGUGGCUGCAGACGCUGAGCGCGAUGUCGGCCUCGGACGAGCUGGACGAUUCCCAGGUGCGGCAGAUGCUCUUCGACCUCGAGUCCGCCUACAACGCCUUCAACCGCUUCCUGCACGCCUGAGAGCCCCCAAAACCAGUCCAGACCAGUCCAGACCAGUCCAGACCAGUCCGGACCAGUUCAGACCAGUCCAAACUGGAGUUUGGGAUAAUAAAUGGGAGGGGAAACAUCCCAAAAUCCCCAAAAUCUGAGAUCGAUUCUGUUCCUGUCUCGUCGUUUCUUGGAGUCAUUCCCAGUUCAGACCAGUUCAAACCAGUCCAAACCAGUUCAGACCCGUUCAGACCAGUCCAAACUGGAGUUUGGGAUAAGAAAUGGGAGGGGAAAAAUCCCAAAAAUCUGGGAGAAAUUCCUUUAUUUUCUCAUCGUUUCUUGGAGUCUUUCCCAGUUCAAACCAGUUUAGAACAGUUCAGACCAGUUCAGACCAGUCCAAACUGGAGCUCCCAGAAGUUUGGGGUAAGAAAUGGGAGGAGAAAAAUCCCAAAAAUCUCCAAAAUCUAGGAAAAAUUCCUUUAUUUUCUUGCUUUUAUUGGGUCAAACUGGGAGCCAUUCCCAGUUCAAACCAGUUCAGACCAGUUCAAACCAGUCCAGACCAGUUCAAACCAGUCCAAACUGGAGUUUGGGGUAAUAAAUGGGAGGGGAAAAAUCCCAAAAUCCCCAAAAUCUGAGAUCGAUUCUGUUCCUGUCUCGUCGUUUGUUGGAGCCAUUCCCAGUUCAAACCAGUUCAGACCAGUUCAGACCAGUUCAGACCAGUUCAAACCAGUUCAGACCAGUUCAGACCAGUCCCAAACUGGAGUUUGGGAUAAUAAAUGGGAGGGGAAAAAUCCCAAAAUCCCCAAAAUCUGAGAUCGGUUCUGUUCCUGUCUCGUCGUUUCUUAGAGCCAUUCCCAGUUCAAACCAGUUCAGACCAGUUCAGACCAGUUCAAACCAGUCCAAACCAGUCCAGACCAGUUCAAACCAGUCCAAACUGGAGUUUGGGAUAAUAAAUGGGAGGGGAAAAAUCCCAAAAAUCCGGGAGAAAUUCCUUUAUUUUCUCGUCGUUUCUUGGAGUCUUUCCCAGUUCAAACCAGUUUAGAACAGUUCAGACCAGUCCAGACCAGUUCAAACCAGUUCAGACCAGUCCAAACUGGAGCUCCCAGAAGUUUGGGGUAAGAAAUGGGAGGAGAAAAAUCCCAAAAAUCUCCAAAAUCUAGGAAAAAUUCCUUUAUUUUCUUGCUUUUAUUGGGUCAAACUGGGAGCCAUUCCCAGUCCAGACCAGUUCAGACCAGUCCAGACCAGUCCAGACCAGUCCAAACUGGAGUUUGGGAUAAUAAAUGGGAGGGGAAAAAUCCCAAAAUCCCAAAAAUCUGAGAUCGAUUCUGUUCCUGUCUCGUCGUUUCUUGGAGCCAUUCCCAGUUCAGACCAGUCCAGACCAGUUCAGACCAGUCCAGACCAGUCCAGACCAGUCCAAACUGGAGUUUGGGAUAAUAAAUGGGAGGGGAAAAAUCCCAAAAUCCCCAAAAUCUGAGAUGGAUUCUGUUCCUGUCUCGUCGUUUCUUGGAGCCAUUCCCAGUUCAAACCAGUCCAGACCAGUUCAGACCAGUCCAGACCAGUUCAGACCAGUCCAGACCAGUCCAGACCAGUCCAGACCAGUUCAGACCAGUCCAGACCAGUCCUGACUGGAGUUUGGGAUAAUAAAUGGGAGGGAAAAAUCCCAAAAUCCCCAAAAUCUGAGAUCGAUUCUGUUCCUGUCUCGUCGUUUCUUGGAGCCAUUCCCAGUUCAAACCAGUUCAAACCAGUCCAAACCAGUCCGGACCAGUCCAGACCAGUCCAAACUGGAGUUUGGGGUAAUAAAUGGGAGGGGAAAAAUCCCAAAAAUCCGGGAGAAAUUCCUUUAUUUUCUCAUCGUUUCUUGGAGUCUUUCCCAGUUCAAACCAGUUUAGAACAGUUCAGACCAGUUCAGACCAGUUCAAACCAGUUCAGACCAGUCCAAACUGGAGCUCCCAGAAGUUUGGGGUAAGAAAUGGGAGGAGAAAAAUCCCAAAAAUCUCCAAAAUCUAGGGAAAAUUCCUUUAUUUUCUUGCUUUUAUUGGGUCAAACUGGGAGUCAUUCCCAGUUCAGACCAGUCCAAACCAGUCCAAACCAGUCCAGACCAGUCCAGACCAGUUCAAACCAGUCCAAACUGGAGUUUGGGAUAAUAAAUGGGAGGGGAAAAAUCCCAAAAAUCCGGGAGAAAUUCCUUUAUUUUCUCGUCGUUUCUUGGAGUCUUUCCCAGUUCAAACCAGUUUAGAACAGUUCAGACCAGUUCAGACCAGUUCAGACCAGUUCAGACCAGUUCAAACCAGUUCAGACCAGUCCAAACUGGAGCUCCCAGAAGUUUGGGGUAAGAAAUGGGAGGAGAAAAAUCCCAAAAAUCUCCAAAAUCUAGGAAAAAUUCCUUUAUUUUCUUGCUUUUAUUGGGUCAAACUGGGAGCCAUUCCCAGUUCAGACCAGUCCAGACCAGUCCAGACCAGUCCAGACCAGUCCAAACCAGUCCAGACCAGUCCAAACUGGAGUUUGGGAUAAUAAAUGGGAGGGGAAAAAUCCCAAAAUCCCCAAAAUCUGAGAUGGAUUCUGUUCCUGUCUCGUCGUUUCUUGGAGCCAUUCCCAGUCCAGACCAGUUCAAACCAGUUCAGACCAGUCCAAACCAGUCCAGACCAGUCCAGACCAGUUCAGACCAGUUCAGACCAGUCCAAACUGGAGUUUGGGAUAAUAAAUGGGAGGGGAAAUAUCCCAAAAUCCCCAAAAUCUGA